CACGACGUCAAACAUCUCUGUGGCACAUGAGGCAUGUGAAGACACUUCAGUCGAUGCUGAUUAUUGUGACAGCGUUGUGGAUGUCAAUAGUAGUGCGUCACGUUCAUCAGUUGCUGCUUCAAAUCGAAAGAGUAAUGAUAGCUCUACGGACCACAUGCGGGAAUUGGUACAAGCGAUACAGCAGCCCAUAACUAUCGAUUUACAGCAGAAUGCCCAGAAUCCGUUUACUGGAUUCGGCACUCUCGUUGCACAUAAGCUGGAAGCUAUGAGCGAAAAUGCACGAGACAGGGCGAUGAUAAGAAUUCUUCAAGUGCUGCAAGAAGAACGCCUUAGUGACCAAGCCUAG
Wasmannia auropunctata (little fire ant) is the source of this 346-nucleotide messenger RNA. RefSeq lists its product as uncharacterized. The record is from RefSeq and is a predicted model, not a curated record. Lineage: Eukaryota; Metazoa; Arthropoda; Insecta; Hymenoptera; Formicidae. The transcript has 2 exons. The annotation marks the transcript as partial.